Messenger RNA from Punica granatum (pomegranate), 1422 nucleotides. The record is from RefSeq and is a predicted model, not a curated record. NCBI's taxonomy places the organism in Eukaryota, Viridiplantae, Streptophyta, Magnoliopsida, Myrtales, Lythraceae.
AUGCAGCUACCCCCAAAGAUUAAGGUACCUGAAUUCCAGAGGUACUACGGCACGACCGACCCUCGUCACCAUCUCCGUCACUACCGGGAAAAAAUGCUGCAGUACUGGGACUACGAAGAGUUUGUCAUCCAUACGUUCCAGGAUAGUUUGGCAGGAGCGGCUCUGGAUUGGUACAUGUCAUUGAAAGCUGCAGAUAUCCCCACGUGGGCAGACCUCUCAAGCAAAUUCAUCGACCAGUACAGGUACUGUACGGAGACGCCCCCGACUCUGCUGGAACUCAGCAUGAUGGAGAUGACCGAGGACCAGGGCUUCGAGGCCUAUGCAGUGAAGUGGCGAGCUAGAGCGGCGAAGCACGUCCCUCCGAUCAGUGAGGCACAGCAGAUCCAAUUAUUCCACUCCACUCUUAAAGGGGCCUACUACUUGCACUUGUUGGCCCACACGUCUUCAUGCUCCAACAUUAUCGACGCCGGAAAGAAGCUCGACAUCGGCAUUAAGCUCGGCAAGAUAGAAGGUCCGGUCGAGAAAAAGGAGGGAGAGUCCUCGAAGAGGGCCGCCACUGGGACAACGGGAAACAGGAGAGGGAAAGACACAUCCGUCAACGCUCAAGCUUACUAUUCCGCUCCGCCGGCUUCCUUUCCGUCGUCGGUCCCGCAGCAAUACGCCCAUAAUUAUGCCCCUGCUCCUCCUCCGAUUCAACAAAGUAGGCCCCCGGCUUCGAGAACUCCUCAGCCGGUGCAACGGGCUCCUGCUCCGCAAGAUCAACAGGGCAUCGCAACACAAACGCGGCGUAAACAGUUCUCACCUCUGCCGGCUCCGCUCUCCCACAUAUACCGGCAACUCCUCGCGGGUAACAAGAUCCGAUCAAUAGCACCUAACCCUGAUUUCGACCCAACCAUCCAAGAUCAGAGUCGGCGCUGUGAGUACCAUCAAGGCGCACCCGGUCACACCACUGACAAUUGUUGGAAACUACGGGAGAGGAUCCAACAGUUGAUUGAUGACAAGCAACUCACGUUCAACGCCGUCAAACCCCCGAACGUGCAAUCAAAUCCUCUUCCCGAUCACGGGUCGAGCCCGGGACCCAGCAUUAACAUGAUCGGUGUUUGCGCUAUAGGGGAGUACGAGACCGGACAGGAGGCACCGGCCCCAUUUGUGAUCGAAUAUGUUCCUGCAGAAGCUGGUGUAGGGUACGCAGGGUUCGGUGCCACGCCCGCCCCAUUCGUGAUAGAAGUCCCCGCACGAGAGCCAUAUCAAGACAGCAAGGUCCCGUGGACCUACGAGGGAAGUGUUGGGAACCUCGAGAGCCAAUUUAGCGUCAUGGGCGUGACGCGCUCGGGUCGAGUCUAUGAAAAUCCGAAGGCUGCAAACAAAGGGAAAGCCCUGACAGUGCCCGGAGUCGCCCCGGAAGCUUCGUCUAUUCCCUAG